AUCCGCUCUAAUUUGCCUUAUCUAUCCCUUUUACAUUCCGAUUUUGGAUAAAAAGGGAACAUCGGAAAAACGACAUGGGAGCUCUUGUGAAGCUAACAGACCUUAUAUUGUUCAUCUUCUUCCUCUUGAUUGCAAUCGUAGCACCGCUUUUUGAUGCCCAAUGUAUUCUUCCCCAAGACAUUUUCCCCACCUUCGUUGUGGACCUGAAGGCCUGGUACACUCAAGAAUAUGGUGACUAUUUGGUUUCCGAGAAGCCCCAUUUCUUCGUCGGGUUGAUCUGGCUUGAGCUCCUCUUCGCAUGGCCUCUCUCUGUAAUCAGUCUCUACGGAAUCGCCGCUGGGAAAUCUUGGGUCAGCACCACCUGCUUGCUCUAUGGUGCCUCCACUCUCACUUCCAUGGCUGCAAUCCUUGCUGAGCAAACACAGUCCAAGAGAGCAUCAGAAAAGUUACUGAUGAUGUACUACCCAUUCUUAGGAUUUUCUUUUUUAGCAAUAUUUCGUGGUCUGAUGCCGAUUAGCAAGAGACCUGUUGUUGCAUUAAGCAGGAAGAAGAUGGCUUGAUUCUCUUGGUUAUGGAAGUGUUUUUUAAGUUUAUUGUUUGGCGUCAAAAGAGUCUGAAACUAGUUUAUAUAUAAAUGUUUGUUAAGAUUAUUGUUUGGUUUAUUUUCAGAGUAAGUUUGAUUAUUUGGGAGUGUGAUUAAAAUUAUUUCGGGCUAUGAUUUUGAUUGCAUAUGUCACCGAUGCAUAUGAUGAGCACUGCCAAGUUGGAUUUAGGAGUGGGCUAAUCAGACUGAGGUCAUGGAUGCAUAUGAUGAGCACUAUGAAGUUGGAUUUCAGAGUGGGCUUAGUGGACUCAGGUCAUCUCAUUCAUCCUGAAAUGAGGUGUGCUUUUGUAAGUUUAAGGUGGUUUAAUUACAAGUUUAAUAAUUCCCUAAUAAACUGUAAUUUAUUAUUUAUGGCUAAAAUGAAUCAGGCUCAAUUAUAACUUAAUUCUAAUUUUUACUUACCAGGCUGUGAGCUUGGUUUUCAUUUUCGAACGGGAUAAUCAAUAAA
Messenger RNA from Cuscuta europaea, 1052 nucleotides. The record is from the annotation of a GenBank genome assembly. Lineage: Eukaryota; Viridiplantae; Streptophyta; Magnoliopsida; Solanales; Convolvulaceae.